Molecule: messenger RNA, 1542 nt
Organism: Candidozyma haemuli
Lineage: Eukaryota; Fungi; Ascomycota; Pichiomycetes; Serinales; Metschnikowiaceae
Product: rRNA-processing protein
Exons: 1
Coding region: 1-1542 (513 amino acids)
Biological process (GO): maturation of SSU-rRNA from tricistronic rRNA transcript (SSU-rRNA, 5.8S rRNA, LSU-rRNA)
Cellular component (GO): nucleolus; nucleus
Source: RefSeq, a predicted model, not a curated record
AUGGCGAAAAAAUCACUUGCAGAGAAGUUCGCAGAGUCUGACCAGCCUCCUGACUUUGAUAUUGAAAACGAAGACCUGAAUCCGUUUGCUCGUAUAGACGAGGAAGACUUCCUGGCUUCAGAUGAGUCUGAUGAGGAGCUCAAGAAGGGCCAUUAUGUUUCGGUAGGCAAGUCGAAACUCAGAGACCAGAACGGUUCUUUGGUCAAGGGAGAGAAGUAUAAGGGCGCUUUGGCGUCUAGAAAGGAUCUUUACGAGGAUAGUGAUGGGGAGGAGCCAAGUGACAGUGGACUGGACGAGGCAGAUGAAGACGAUGAGGAACAGGAAGAAGAAGAGAAUGAUAGUGACUCUGGAGCUUCUCUUCGAGCUAACAGUGAUGAAGAGUCAAGUGAUGAGGGCAGUGAUGAGGGAAGUGACGAAGAGAAGGGCUCAGAAGACGAGGAGGAUGCAGAUGUCAAGAGAGAGAAGAUCAGAGCGAUGAUGACUAAAGAGAGAAAGCAUAUUGUUAAUAGACUCUCUGAGGCAGCUACUCAGGAGGCUCUCAAGGGUUACUCGAUCUUACAACAGCAUAAGCUCUUUGACUCGCUAAUAGACGUUAGGUUGAAGGUACAGAAAGGUUUGACGGAUUCUAACCUUUUGCCUGGUAACCACGAAACCCUUGAAAAGGAAGAGCUUGGAAAUGAUUCUACUGAAGAUAUACUAGAAAAAGCAUCGGAGAAGUGUUACUCGUUGCUAGAUUCCAUUUUACAGUUACGGUCCAGGUUAUAUGUCAAGGAGAACGUUGUGGUUGAGCCUGUUGAGCAUAAACCCAAGAAACGUUCUUUGGAGCUGUACCUUGAAGCUUCGUCCAAGUACGAUACUAUUCUUAAUGACUACAGAAGCAAUGUUCUUACGAAAUGGCUGGCUAAGAUCCAGAACUCUUCUGGUUCCAGCGCCAUGAACGCCAGCAAGUUUAAAGCACUUAACCAGUCUGCAGAGCAGCAAGUGAUGAACAAUUUGGCCGAUAUGGACCGUCUUGUCAAGAGAACCAAGCUUAAUAGAAAACAGUUGAAGCCAUUGGGCUAUGAAUUUUAUGAGGCUCUGAAGAAAGAGAAUGAAGAGCUGGGUGAUGAAGACGACGAGGAAGAUGCUGAUGUUCCUAAAGCUACCCAGAGCAGGUCGCUUAACGUUCAAGAAAUGGACCUGAUUUUCGAUGACGAAGAUUUCUACCGUGUUUUAUUAAACGAUUUGGUCGACAGAAAGAUCCAGUCUACGGAUCCAACGUCAGGUUUACAGUUUGCCAUGAGAGGAGCCGCUUCUGCCAAGGUGAAGAAAAACGUCGAUAACAAAGCAUCCAAGGGCAGAAAGUUACGGUACCACGUCCAAGAACCAAUUGCCAAUUUCGAGACUCGCCAGUCUGUGCUCAAAUGGGAAGACGACCAGAUCGACGAGUUCUUUGCAUCUUUGUUGGGCCAGAAAGUCAGCAUGAAAGAGGACGUUUCUGACGACGAAGAAGAAGAGGAAGAGCCUCUUGUGGGAGACAACACCAUCAAGUUGUUCGGUUAA